This is a messenger RNA of Suricata suricatta (meerkat), 1890 nucleotides long. Its product is annotated as E3 ubiquitin-protein ligase RLIM-like. Bases 1 to 1890 code for a protein of 629 amino acids. The record is from RefSeq and is a predicted model, not a curated record. The transcript is spliced from 2 exons. Gene Ontology annotation, cellular component: nucleoplasm; cytoplasm. Gene Ontology annotation, biological process: ubiquitin-dependent protein catabolic process; random inactivation of X chromosome; protein ubiquitination. Lineage: Eukaryota; Metazoa; Chordata; Mammalia; Carnivora; Herpestidae. Gene Ontology annotation, molecular function: ubiquitin protein ligase activity.
AUGGGAAAUACAGAUUCCGACGGAGAAGAUGGAUCCGCAGCCCUGCGCCAACGUCAGAUGGACCGAUUGGUCCGGGAAGAAAACUUCUAUGAAUUUGUAAAUGACCUGAGUGAAGGAGACUACAAGCUCAUGAGGGAUAACGAUUUGUUAGGCAUCCCCGGUGAGAGUACAGUAGAAGAGUUACUGAAGAGACUUCAACAAAUUAAAGAAAACUCACCGGAAUACUCAGAGGAAAAUACAGGUGGAGGAGAGUCUUCCAACAAGAGUGGUGAGUAUCUCUUAGAUUGGCUGAACCGUUCCGGACAAACUGAAGAUGUGACGAGCGGGCAAAGAGAAAACCAAACUUGGGAAGAAACGAGCCAGAUCAAUUCAGACAGCAAUGAUUCCACAUUCAGUUUAGCCGUAAAUUCUACCCCUAAUCCUGGGAGCCCAAAUCCAGAGAAUGAAUAUGUAGCAUCUACCAGAUCUCCCAGAGCAUACAACAAGGAAAACAGCGGAAGUCCAGCAGAAAAUAUACAACCCGAAUCAUCACUUAUAGGAUCACCUGGAUCAGAAGAAAGUACAACUGAAGCACGAAUACAUGGCCCAGUUACCAGAGGGCGGCGAAGAGCAAGAAGCAGGAGCCCUGACCACCAGAGAACCAGAGCAAGAACUGAAAGUCCGGCUCCGAACAGAAUUAAUGAACUUUUAGAAAGACUUCAUUACAGUUUAAGGUGUCCGACACUUGGGCCUCGGGUAAAUGAGACUGAGACCUUUCCUCGGAUUCCACACCAGGAAACAGCAAGACAGCAAAUAACUGGACUUGAGCUGCAAAAUAGCGGUGUUGCUGCAACUUCUGGAACAAGCAGUGCACUUCAAGAAGAAAGUUCUCCAGACACAACCAAUGAUGGUGAAUCUUGGAGACUGGGACAGAUCCAUCCAACCAUACCGCUCAAUCCUGAAGCAGGCCAAGUGUCUCCUAGGGCGCGCUCUCAGAGAGACAGCAUAGCUACCAGAAUUCAGUUGACAUCCGAGAUACCAAACAACACUGUCAGUUUAGAAAGUGAACAAGGUGGACUUGGGCAUACAUUUCCACAUUCUGAGCAGGCAGGUGCAAGAGCGUAUGCCAGGAAUGCCAGAAUUCCUUCUCUACAUGUCCUUGUAAGUACUGUCUUCGAUGAUACACCAUCUCUUCCAAUUCAGAGCACAUUAAGGCAGACAGUGACAAGAUCCAGUGACUUAAGUGGUAACCUUAGGGACAGUGAUACUGAUUUAGGGCACAGUGUCUCAUCCCUAAGUCCAGACAUGGAAAGGGAAGAGUCACUGAAUGAAACAGCUGCUCCUGUUGCUACGACUCCUUCUGAUUGCAAUGUAAAUCCUAUUUCUGAUGUCCAUUUAACUUCCACAUUGAUUUCUAGCUCCGGCUCCAAUUACAUGUCUAGUUUCAAUUCUACUCUUAUGUCCAGUUUCAGCUCCAGUGAUGAACAUUCAGCAAUUAACUCAGUGAUAUUUGAAGGCAGUAACAACAUAAGCUUACCACCAGGCUCACUAUCAGAAACCAGACAAGAAAAUAGGUCUCUGAGUCCAAUAACGUUUGAUGACAGUGACUCCUGGGCCUCCCUUAAUCUGGACCAGGUUUUCCUCUUAAAUGAAGAUAAUCGUGACCAAUAUACAGGACUUACCAAAGCACAGAUUGACAACUUGGCUAUAAGAUCUUUUGGUGAAGGCGAUACAUUAAAAUCCUGUGCCAUCUGCAUCACCGAGUACACAGAAUGCAACAAACUUCACAUCUUACCUUGCACCCAUGAAUUUCAUGUCCACUGUAUUGAUCCUUGGCUGUUGGAGAAUUCCACCUGUCCUAUUUGUCGUAGGGAAGUAGCAGAUUUUGCUGAAAGAGAAAAUUCUGAUUGA